UAAGCGCUCUGUGCUGUUAUCUUCGUCACAGGUAGUGGGACUUGGGUGCCAGGCACCCUCUGGCUACACCUGGCAGAUGAAUUAUUCCGCAAGCAGCUGGGUGAAGCCUCGUGAUUGUUAGACUUGUUGUCAUGGGGGACUUCAGUCUACCAAACAGACAAGACAGCGAAAAGAGUCUAGGAGGUUCCUGGAGUGCUGCUGGGGAGAACUUCCUGACACAGCUGGUGAGGGAGCCAACUGGGGAAGGUGCCCCGCUGGACCUGUUGUUUGCAAACAGAGAAGGGCUCAUGGGUGAUGCGCUGGUUGGUGGCCAUCUGGGGCGUAGCAAUCAUGUUUUUGAGGAGGGUGGCUUGGCAUUCUCCAUAGCUGCUGAUAGCAGCCGUGCACUGAACUGUUUUCCAUCCCCAAACUACUCUUCGUCCUCCCUGAGCAUUUAAACUCCUCACCUCUAGUUACUGUCAUCCAGCUGGACGGGGUAGAAGGAAGAAGCAGCUGGGUUUUUUGGAAGGUUUUCACUAAUUUCUGCAGGUUGUAGUGGUGCUGCUGUGCUGGAACUUGGGAAGAAGUUAUUCCAUGUAUUGUAAGAAAAAGGCUUGAAGCAGUCCCCCUCUGCGGAUGCAUCAAACCCAGAAAUUACGAAGCCAUCUGAAACAAAGUCCGCACCAACCACCAAAGCAGAGUCUGGAAAAAACAUGCAGUCAACCAAGCCAACAGAGUCUCAAAAUAAAGAGCUGCCUGAAGAGAGGCAAAAGGAACCCAGUGGUGCAAAAAGCCAAACCUCGCCUUCUGUGACAGCAACCUCUAAACCAAAUCAUGCAGGAGAAUUAACUACAGCUGAAGCUCACCAGCCUCCGCAAGCAACCUCCAGAGAAACAGCAAAGGCUAAGCCUGAGAAGAUGUCCACAGCGGGCGCAGGCGCAGCGGGUGCAGGGGAUGCAGGCGCAGGGGAUGCAGGUGCAGGUGCAUCUGGUACAAGUGUGGUUACUGCAGCUGAUCAGUCAAGCACUGAGCCUGAUAUGGACGACCUGGCACUAGAUAGCCUCAUAGACACCUUAGGUGGACCUGAAGAUGAUUUGCUUACUGAUCCUGCUUACAGUUAUCUGGAUGUUAUGAAUCCCAUGACAGAUGCUGAGCUUGCAGAGGCCCUGUAUUCUGUCUUUACCUGCAGUGCUGCUCCUGCUGAAGAAAGGAGCCUGCCAGAGGAGGUAGGAGAUGGUGCGGUGCAAGCUUUCCUUGAUACUCUUGGUGGACCUGAACCUGAACUUGAAGAAUAUCUUAGCCCUGUUGUAGAGGUGUCAGAGGCAAGAGCUGAAGAAGGAGAAAAGGCUGGAGAACGUGAUGACACGGUACCUCCAGAAUACAGGCUGUUACUGGAGUUGGAUACAGAUGGAAUGCCAAUGCUGCCAGAGCCUGAAGAAAUACCUAAGCCUUUGAGUGAUUAUGAUCUUGUUGAUGAAUUUUCAAAAGACUUUGCCUGCCCUGCACAGCCUGCAGUACAAUACACACCAUCGACGCCCAGCAGCACAUCCCAAAAACCUUCAGAUCCUGUAUCUGCAAAAACUGCUGAGGCUGUAGUAGUCCCUCGUGCCACAGCUUGCACUGUGCAGUCUUCAGCUCCAUCAGCUGUGUCUUCAGUUGGUCACGUGGCAGAUGAAGUACUGGAAGUCUUGUCCGGUAGCCUAGGAAAGAGGGAACCUGAUCCAGGUGACAAGAAACCUGCUGUGGACAAAGUUCAGGGAGGAAAAGAGAUGGAUGAAGCCUUGGAUCUCCUGUCUGAUUCCCUGGGACAGAGGGAGCCUGGCCCUGAUGAGAACAAACCGGCUGGGGAUGAAGUAAAGUGUACAACAAAAGUGGAAAAGAAACGACCAGGAAAACGAACACAAAGGAUGAAGCAUAUGUCAAGGGUCCUAAAAAGGCUAAUGGACGGUCCUCCAGCGGCAAAUCUGAGAAGCAGAAAACGAGCUAAACGUUAAGACGAUUGGGGUCUUGGUGCCUCACGUAAAAUGUCUUCUCUGCCUUGGUGGAUAAUUCUUCCUGAAGAACAAAAGCUGAUGCAAAAAGCACGUGGUUAUUCUGGGUGGUUUUUGUACAGCCAUACUUGCUGGACUUUGUAAUAUUUUCUUUUCUCCCGGUAGUAGACUAAGGUGGUUUUUAUUCCUUUUUUUCUCUAGCCGUUCAUCAAACCACACCACCAUUCUUUCUGUUAUACUCAUCUACUUUGACUGCUUUGUCAUCCUCUUCGGUUUCAGAGAGAAAGAACGCUUUCUAUUUGCAAGAAAUAUAUUUCAUAACUGAGAAGCAAUGCCAAGAAAAAAAAAAAGAAUCUGCAGACUUUUGCACAGAGUCUCCACAUAGUGCCUGUAAAUCUCAGAAUAACUUGUAAGUGCUAGCCUUUUUAGCGUUGCAGUGAGUGCACUACGUAUUCUGGAAUAUAAUGAGCUUCAGCUGUCCUCAGCCCGCCUCUGCCUGGCUGUACGGUCUUUCCUCAAGCUGGUUCCUGGUAGGAAAGCGUAGGUAAGCUGGGGGUAGCUAAAGAAUGAGAAACUGGGGAUUAACUGCUUCAUCGAGCGUAUCUAGUAAUAAAUCAGGUAUUUUGGAUGCUGUAGUUACAACAACAAAACCACACCAGAUAAGGGUCUUAGGGUUUUUGUGUUUUUCUGUUUUGUUUUUGUUUCUUUCUUACUAUUUCCAAUCGUAUCUGUACUGCUGUCUCGUAAUUUCUGCAGUCUCCUGGACUGAACAAAUACAAAUCCUGGUGUACCAAUGACACCAUUACCAUCACGAAAGAGGAAAGAAAGACGGCACAUGAGCCUAGGCAGAGGUCAAAGAGAAGUUCAGGUCAACAGGCAGACCUCUUAAAAUUUUAUCCCGCACCGUUUCUGGUCCUUGCUCCUGUUCCUCGCACUCCAGAAGGGAAUGCAGAAACAGGGUGGAAGUUAAAGCUGCAAGGAACAGCGUCACAUUCACCUGCUCUGCGAGAGACCAGGCAUGAGCAGGCACCUCUCGUAAGUCUGCUGCAGGCAGGGCUGUCGCGAGUGAGGUGUGCCAAGUGCCUCCGUGUUUUCCUCUGUCUUCAUAACCCGCAGAACCCCUUUUGCACAUCCUUACACAUGUACCGCUUCACCCUUAGCUUGCAGAGGAAGGUCAUACCAACAGUUGUUCUGAUACCAAAAUGAGCCUCUAGCAUGUAGUGUUGCAGACGGAGACGGCCCGGAGACUUAAGUUGGGGAUAUGUAGACUUUUAACUGUACCUUGCAGUCUCUGAGAACCUGUGUCACACUAAUAAAGUUUCCAAGACCGCA
Messenger RNA from Phalacrocorax carbo (great cormorant), 3302 nucleotides. The record is from RefSeq and is a predicted model, not a curated record. NCBI's taxonomy places the organism in Eukaryota, Metazoa, Chordata, Aves, Suliformes, Phalacrocoracidae.